GCGCUAAUAACGCGCCGGAUAAAAUUAUUUUGCCGGUGUUUGUUCAGGGUCAGAUGUCUCUUGAUAUUGCUCUCGGGCAGUCAAUAAUAAUCGGGCAGCAGUCGUUCGCAAGGACCAGUCGCGGAAUUGCCGUUUUGCUAGGGAAAGUGUAACAGAGGUCGGGAUCAGGGUUAAGGUCAAGGUCAAGGCCAUUGUCAGGGUGAGCUGGCGAGAUGAAGACGAAGAACAGGUCGUUAUUCAGCAGGAUAUGCAAGUGUUACAGCAAAACGGAAAUCUCGAAUGUACGGAGAUACGAGAACGAGAUACGAAGGGAUUCGGAAACGUUCCUUCAGGAUUCGGAAAUGUCCCCUUGGGAUUCGGAAACGUCCCUUCGGAAUCCGGAAGGGAGCUUAAAUCCGACGGAUGAGAUACGAGAUGCCUGCAAGGACCUCGUCCUGUCCGACGACCAGCUGCGGCUGGUCAUGCAGAAGCUCACCGAGGAGAUCAACAAGGGCCUGUCGAGGGAGACCCACGACGACGCGAUCGUCAAGUGUUUCACUACCUACGUGCAAGAUCUGCCGAAUGGCACCGAGAAGGGCAACUUCCUGGCGCUGGAUUUGGGCGGUACAAAUUUUAGAGUGUUGCUAAUCACGUUAGAUGGCCAGAGUUUCGAUAUGAAAAGCAAGAUCUACGCUAUACCACAAAGUUUAAUGCUCGGCACCGGUACCCAGCUGUUCGAUCAUAUCGCCCAGUGUCUGGCGUUGUUCGUGAAGGACCUGAAACUGCAGAACGAGGUGCUACCGUUAGGCUUCACCUUCAGCUUCCCUCUGACCCAGUACGGAUUAACGGAGGGCCACCUGGUGAGGUGGACCAAGGGCUUCGAUUGUAGCGGCGUGAUUGGCCAGGAUGUCGUUGCCCUUCUCGAAGAUGCAAUUAGCAGAAGAAAAGACGUUAAAAUUGACGUAUGCGCCAUCUUGAAUGACACCACUGGCACUUUAAUGUCGUGCGCUUGGAAAAAUCGAAACUGUCGAAUCGGCUUAAUCGUUGGUACCGGAAGCAACGCCUGCUACGUCGAGAAGACGAAGAACGUGCAGUGUGCGAUUCCGGGCAACUAUGCCGCGCACAAGCCUGAGAUGCUCAUCAACACGGAGUGGGGCGCGUUUGGCGAGCAGGACACGUUAGACUUCGUGGUCACAGAGUUCGAUCGUGCUAUAGACGAAAACUCUAUCAAUCCAAACAGGCAGUUGUUCGAGAAAAUGAUCUCGGGGAUGUACAUGGGUGAACUGACGAGGUUGGUUCUCGAGAAGCUGGUGAACGCCGGUCUCCUCUUCGGCGGCAAAUGCCCGCCCGAUCUCAGAAGGCGCGGCAAGUUCUUCACGAAAUACGUCUCCGAGAUCGAAAACGAUCCGAAGGGGAGGUACACGAACUGCCGGGAGGUACUGGCCGAGCUGGGGAUGCGGAAUGUGAGCGAUCAGGAUUGCGAGAAUGUGAGAUACGUGUGCUCGGUGGUGUCGAGGAGAGCGGCGCACCUGUCGAGCGCGGGGAUAGCGGCGUUGCUGAACAAAAUGGGAGAGAACAACGUCACGGUGGGCAUCGACGGAUCGGUGUACCGGUUCCACCCGCACUUCCACGAUCUCAUGAUGGAGAAGAUCGGCGAGCUUCAGAACUACAAGUUCAACCUGAUGCUCUCGGAGGACGGCAGCGGCCGCGGCGCCGCGCUGGUCGCCGCAGUUGCGUCGCAGAGGCGGUGAAGACGCGGUUGUCGGUAGCGAGCUAGCUGCAAUUCAAUUAUGUGUACUAUAAAAAUCGAACGGCGGUACGAGAGAAUCGAACUUGAGUGAAUGGCGUACGAGUGAGUGAGAACGAGCGAGUGUGGGAGGAGAAAUUGGAGAUCUCUCCUAUGUUCGUUUCGGCUGCACUUUUUAGCCCCCCCCCCCCUCCCCGUCUUCUUCCUUCUUUUAAGACAGUUUUAGAUCUUUUAAGGCUCCUUCGAAGCCUGUUAAAAAGAGAGCCCAUAAACGUAUUCAAGUGUCGAAUACUAGAUUACGGAGGUUUUUCUAUUUAAAAAAAGAAAAAAAAAUUUUAAGUAACGCGUAUUGGCGUGUUGCUUCCUUGUUUCUCGAGAAUGUGCAGUUUGAAGGAAAUAAACGAAAGCCCCAAAAAUAAAAACAAAAUUGCGAGAUGAAUACUUCUUGUACAUAGAGCACAAAAAAAAAUAGUAAUAGCGGUACAGAGGACGGCGACUACUUAGUUAAUGUUCUUGCGAGAAACCGGAAAAUCGAGAGUGUAGAGGCGUCCUUCCUAUGGCGAUUCAGCACGACGAUCGCUAAUUAGCGUGAUUCGUUAAUGAUUCGCGUAUCGGUUCGUUAGCGUGAAAGGUUAAUUAUCCCGCGAUCGCGCGAGGAAAACUUAGCGAGAGAGUGUUAGAUGUAUUUGAGCACAAGUGAGAGAAAUUGCUGGAUAUAUUAAACCGGCAAGAAGAAAUGUCGACUGGUCGUGUUGUCAAUUGUUGAUUGUUAAUAAAAGUAUUGAUGAGUGUAAACGAAUUAAAUCGAUAAUAAAUAGAUCAUAGCGAAUGCCGGAGACGGCAAGAAAUUGAAGGAUUCGAGAAUAAACAAAAUUUUUCCAUCAAAA
Vollenhovia emeryi is the source of this 2613-nucleotide messenger RNA. It is a transcript of the gene Hex-A, whose product is annotated as hexokinase type 2. Gene Ontology annotation, biological process: glycolytic process; glucose 6-phosphate metabolic process; intracellular glucose homeostasis. Gene Ontology annotation, molecular function: D-glucose binding; ATP binding; mannokinase activity. NCBI's taxonomy places the organism in Eukaryota, Metazoa, Arthropoda, Insecta, Hymenoptera, Formicidae. The record is from RefSeq and is a predicted model, not a curated record. Bases 213 to 1730 code for a protein of 505 amino acids. Gene Ontology annotation, cellular component: cytosol; mitochondrion. The transcript has 7 exons.